CAGUCGAGUCAUCUGUAAUUUGACUGAAAAAUGAUACAAGUGCAAUGAUAAAUAUUACUUAUUACAUUAUUUUUGAAUUAUUCAAAUAUAUCUAAAUAUUAAACCAUGAGCAGCUUAAGAAAAUUUGUUCUUCAGAGCUUUAAAAAACUGCAUCGUACUAGGAUCAAAGUAUUUGAGGGUGAUGAAAAAGCCUUGACUGCAGCAAGAAUCAAAAUCAAUGACGAAUACCAAAAAAACAAACAUGUUACUGAUGAAGUUGCGAUCAAAGCUAUGAUAAAAUUUGGUGAGGAUGUUGAGAGGGAACUUAAAACACAAGUAAUUCAAGCACGAGAAAUCAAACCUGGUGUUUUUGAGGCAAGAAUAACUGAAGACACAUUAAAAUUAGAGAAUAUGCCAUAUAAUCCAAAUGCAGUUACAGAAGAUGGAACACCAAGACCUGAAACAUGUUGCCAGGACAACGCUCAAACCAAAGGAAAUAUAAGCUAAAAUUAAU
Molecule: messenger RNA, 493 nt
Organism: Achroia grisella
Lineage: Eukaryota; Metazoa; Arthropoda; Insecta; Lepidoptera; Pyralidae
Product: complex III assembly factor LYRM7
Exons: 4
Coding region: 106-486 (126 amino acids)
Biological process (GO): mitochondrial respiratory chain complex III assembly
Source: RefSeq, a predicted model, not a curated record